UUUGAACUGUACACCAGUUUCAAACUUUACAGGGCAGACCAGUCCGCCCAUCUCAUAUAUUAUGAUUCGUUAGUUUAACUUUGUGACCCCAGCGAGUUUCUGAAAGGUUUAGAUGUUUUCAACAAGAAGCUGGGAGCGGCCGCACAGAAGGAAAUCAGCCAGCUCGUCGGGAGCAGUCAGGGCGAGGCGCCUCGCUCAGGGACACCUCGACACUUGGCUAGGAGGAGCCGGGGAUCGAACCAGCGGCCUUCAAGUUACCAGCAGACCCGCUCUACCUCCUGACCUACUGCCACCCAGGUAUCUGGUGUUGUGUUGAGCACUCUUUGUGUACAAUAAGCUAUUCAGGUCCAAUGAGGUUCUGAUAUUAGCUUGAAUAUGUGGUCUAAUAAAGCGUAGAAUAAAUUAAAACCAACACGCAAUGCAGAGAAAGAACCUCUAAGAUCGCUGGCUAAAUGAAGAAUUGUAGGACUGUGACCUCACUGGGCCUUGUCUCCCGAGUCCCGAUCACGUGGUGUGUUUUUCCAUCUGACGCAGCUCCUGAACAACCCCCCCGAGGACGCCCCCAGAAAGACGGGCAUGUUCCCCAAGAUCAGAAACAAAAAGGUUGUUGUCAUCCAGGCGGACGACCCGCGGCCCCUCCCCGGGGAGGAAGAGGAGAAGAAGAAGCAGAAGAAGAAGAAGAAAAAGAAGGAGAAGGAGAAGGAGGUGGCGGCCGCACGGGUGGAGGAACCCGGGGAGCUGAAGGAGAAGCUGAAGGAGGAGGAGAUGGAGCCGCAGCCCCCCAAGGGGAAGAGGAAGCGGUCGGAAGGCGAGGCGCCGGAAGACCGCGCCCGGAAGGAGAGCGCUCCGGAAGACCCCGCCCGGAAGGAGAGCGCGCCGGAAGACCCCGCCCGGAAGGAGAGCGCUCCGGAAGACCCCGCCCGGAAGGAGAGCGCUCCGGAAGACCGCGCCCGGAAGGAGAGCGCGCCGGAAGACCGCGCCCGGAUGGAGAGCGCUCCGGAAGACCGCGCCCGGAAGGACAGCGCUCCGGAAGACCGCGCCCGGAAGGAGAGCGCUCCGGAAGACCCCGCCCGGAAGGAGAGCGCUCCGGAAGACCCCGCCCGGAAGGAGAGCGCUCCGGAAGACCCCGCCCGGAAGGAGAGCGCUCCGGAAGACCCCGCCCGGAAGGAGAGCGCUCCGGAAGACCCCGCCCGGAAGGAGAGCGCUCCGGAAGACCGCGCCCGGAAGGAGAGCGCUCCGGAAGACCCCGCCCGGAAGGAGAGCGCUCCGGAAGACCGCGCCCGGAAGGAGAGCGCUCCGGAAGACCCCGCCCGGAUGGAGAGCGCUCCGGAAGACCCCGCCCGGAAGGAGAGCGCUCCGGAACAGUCCGACAAGAAGAGGCGGCGGUCCCAGGCGGGAGCAGGGGAGCAGGAAGCGGAGGUUGAGGAAGAGAAGCCGGCCAAGCUGAGGAGGACCGGCGAGGAGCAGGAGGAGGAGGAGCAGGAGGAGGAGGAGCGGGCGGGGGUCAGCCAGAUGGACGUGAAAGGGCGGGGCGGAGGUCAAGGCGGAGGGGGGGGGGGAAGGGCCGACGGCUCGCCGCUGAAAGCCAAGAGGAAGCGGAAGAAGAAGAAAGAGAAGAUGGGCGACGAGGUCAUCCCGUUUCGCGUCCUCUCCAAGAAGGACUGGCUGGGUCUGAAGCAGGAGUACCUGGCCUUGCAGAAGCGGAGCAUGGCCUCGCUGAAGAAGUGCAUCACUAAGAUCGACCACCAGGAGCAACUGGGUCCAUUAGAGAAGAAGAAAGUGAUUCCAUUGGAGAAGAUUGAGAAGAUAGAGAAGAUUGAGAAGGAGAUCACUGGACCCCAGUUCACCAGUGGAGUCAUCCUGAAGAUUACCGAUGCCAAACCGCUACCAGGCAGAAAGAUCAUCAAGGACGCCCUCUCUAAAAUAUCUACGGUGGCCUACGUGGACAUACUGGAGGGAGACAGUGAAGGUCACGUCCGCUUCAAGACCCCCGAGGACGCCCAGGCCGUCGUCAACGACCGCUCGGCCGUCGCCAAGGAACACGGCUGGACGCUGGAUCUGCUCUCCGGUGAUCAUGAGCAAAGGCAUUGGCAGAAGAUUUUGGUGGACCGCCAAGUGAAGUUGAACCGUCCGAGGGAAAAGAAACGAGGCACAGAGAAGCUCAUCUCGAAGGCGGAGAAGAUCAUCAUGGCCCGAGCCAAGGAGGCUAACAAGCACAUCCACUUCCAGGAUGUCUGACGCAGUGUGUCGUAUUUCAUCCACUUUGUUUUUAACAAGUUUUAUUUUGGUAAUCGGCGGAAAGCCAAAGCUAAUUUAAAAACACAAUUUGAUAUAUUAAUGUGAGCUUUUUGUGACUCAUGUUUUCAGGGUCGUACAUGUUGUGUAUAUAUAAGGUACAAGGCUGCCUUUGUUGAGAGAGCACCAAAUUCAUGGUUGUUGAAAAGUGAUUUUUUUUUUUAUAGCAAUAAACAUCAAACAUCAGAUGUAUUAUUUUGGCAGUGUCUGGUUUAUUAAGUGUUUUUAAAUACGUUCUUUAAACUUAUUUGAACAGUUAGUGCAAAUUGUGACUGCAUUUUAAGAAUAAUUCUUAAUGGCAGCUUAAAUACUAUAUUUGAAUAGUUUGGUGUUAAUAAUUUAAAUAACGCAUCACAAUGUUCAGCAUUGUGUUCUUUAACACAAACUCUUCCUACCACAACACAAUGCAGUUGAAACGUCAUUUUAUUUUCUCAAACGGUGACCUUUCCACCACGUUGCGUGAAGAGGUGUUAACACGGGGUCAAAGGUCAACAGCAGCAGUGAACUGCUAAGCUGAUCUAUUAUUUAUUGCAUCAGUAGAGAGACGUUCCCUGAGCCUGAAGUCGAGUAACAUUAUUGCACCCAAAUUCAAACACUAGUUUCAUCCGACGUAAGAUGCACACUUACGCCUAUAACUUGUCUUUGUACGUCAUUAAAUGGACGCGAGUGAUCCAAGAACGCAUGACUUUCUGAGUUUUAUUUUUCUCAUAUGUCCACCGGAGAAGUUUGA
This is a messenger RNA of Gadus chalcogrammus (walleye pollock), 3025 nucleotides long. RefSeq names its product la-related protein 7-like. Lineage: Eukaryota; Metazoa; Chordata; Actinopteri; Gadiformes; Gadidae. The transcript is spliced from 9 exons. The record is from RefSeq and is a predicted model, not a curated record. Gene Ontology annotation, molecular function: RNA binding. The coding region runs from base 577 to 2238 and encodes 553 amino acids.